CCUACUCAAUCGUCUUUGGCUAAGGUGAGGGAGAAAUUUGUCCCUCCUCCAACCCGUCCGUCCCCCGCCAUGUCACGUCCGGCCACGGCUAUGUCACGUCCUCCUACCGCCAUGUCUCGUCCGGCUACCGCCAUGUCACGUCCUCCUACCGCCAUGUCACGUCCGGCCACAGCCAUGUCACGUCCUCCUACCGCCAUGUCACGUUCGUCCACCGCCUUGUCACGUCCUCCUACCGCCAUGUCACGUCCGGCCACAGCUAUGUCACGUCCGGCC
Molecule: messenger RNA, 273 nt
Organism: Tremella mesenterica DSM 1558
Lineage: Eukaryota; Fungi; Basidiomycota; Tremellomycetes; Tremellales; Tremellaceae
Exons: 1
Source: RefSeq, a predicted model, not a curated record